Messenger RNA from Eriocheir sinensis (Chinese mitten crab), 5767 nucleotides. RefSeq names its product mucin-22-like. Gene Ontology annotation, molecular function: chitin binding. The record is from RefSeq and is a predicted model, not a curated record. Gene Ontology annotation, cellular component: extracellular region. The transcript has 6 exons. NCBI's taxonomy places the organism in Eukaryota, Metazoa, Arthropoda, Malacostraca, Decapoda, Varunidae. The coding region runs from base 1976 to 5164 and encodes 1062 amino acids.
GAAGAAUCUGUGUGAAAAGCAAAAAUCUCGUGUGUGGUUGUCAAGUGUAAAGCUAACUGGAAGCUAAAGUGGAAUGGUGGGUCUGUGGCGUGGAAUAAUAAUCAUGUGUUUACUGGUGAGCUAUGUGUGGGGCAUGAGUAAUGGGCAUGGGGUUGAGUGGAAGCUUGAGGUCGCAGUGGUGUGGAAGGCUGGAUGCACAUGUGGAGUUUCAAGACUGACAUGUGGAGUGUAGCUAAUGUUUAAAUGUGUGAAAAUGGAGUCAAGUGUUGCAAGUGUAAAGUGGAGGGUUGGAUAUGUGGAUUUAAGAGACUGGCAUGUGGAAUGUAGCUAAGGUCUUAAAAGUGUGAAUGUGGAGUCAAGUGUUGGAAGUGUGAAGUGGAAGGCUGGAUAUGCGGAGUUCAAGUACUAGCAUGUGGAGUGUAGCUGAGAUCUUAAAGUGUGGAUGUGGAGUCAAGUGUUGCAAGUGUAAAGUGGAGGGUUGGGUAUGUGGAUUUAAGAGACUGGCAUGUGGAAUGUAGCUAAGAUCUUAAAAGUGUGAAUGUGGAGUCAAGUGUUGGAAAGUGGCUGGAUAUGUGGAGUUCAAGUGCAAGCAUGUAGAGUGCAGCUGAGAUCUUAGUGUGGAUGUGGAGUCAAUGGUCAAGCAACUCCUACACCACGGCGGCCACUAUAAAUAAAAUUCGCCUACGCAACUAACGGGCUCGGGUUGUUCAAGAGGCCCCUCAAGCGAGCCUACCGGCGUUAUGAGCAGCAACUAAAAAAAAAGUGCAAAGUGGAAGGCUCGAUAUGUAAAUUGAAGAGACUGGCAUGUGGAGUGUAACUGAAGCCUUGGCGUGUUGAUGUGGAGUCAAGUAUUCUAAAUGGAAAAUGAAAAUCGAUGAAAGUGGAGAUUUAACUGUAUUUCUGAACAUGCUGAGUGUGUGGAGGGCCUGAACCUGUGCAGACUGGUAGGUGGAGGGUUAGGGCUGCUACGUGCCUGACGGACGGCUGAAGGGAGGGGCGGAGAAGUGAAGGCCAUGAACAGUUAAAUUUAUGAGGUGGAGGAGCAGAGGUGGAGUGGAGGCGGGAGGCGCAGCAGGAGCAAGCAGUGCCGUUGAUAAGUUCGCCGAGUGCAUCACUGAGUGAGGUGCUGCGUGGAAGGGCGGAGGAGAGGUGGAUGACAUGGUGGGCGUGAGGCGAAGGACAAGGCAAAGUGAAUCAAUGACGUGCGUGCUAAAUGAGUGUUGGCAGUGACUCAACAGCCGGGAGAAAGCGCUAUGGUGGUGGGAGAAGUCCUGACGCUGAGACCUGAAUGUUACGACUAUGGAAGCGACGCCCAAUUUGGGUGCCGCUGGAAUGUCCGGGAGACUUGGCGGGAACUUAACGGGAGCAGGGAAGUGAACAGGACCUGCCCCCCGCCCAGACUCCUGCCCCAUGCCCCGUAGUCCCCUGCCCGUCUUGCUCUUCACCGUUCCCCGCCUUGCCUAUCUUCCCCGUGUGGUCAUCGCCUCCGCGGGGGCCGCUGCGUCGGGCCCGGCAGGUCAGUCACCUGGCGCGAACAAGCCCGCCGGGCACUGCAGCUCCGGUCACGGGCGCCGCGGAAAUACCUCGGCGCCGCCACCGUCGCGGCCGCCACACCGUUUUUCAUUCGCCGCACGCCAGGUCUUAUUACACGCGCCGCGACAUUACGCGUUCCCUCCUACCCCCGGCUAGGUAGUCCCUCCGGUGUUUCAGAAGAGCGACCUUGGGAGCGCGAAAACCUUAUACGCGUGCAUGAAGUCGACUCAGUUUUCUCUGAUCAGAGAAAAACAAGAUAGGAAACACAUGCUUAAAAACAAAACAAAAACAAAAACAAAACUAUUGUAUACAAAAAGUGGCCAGCGAACGGCAAACAACGGUUAUCACGGCCACUCCCUCGACCACUCCUGCGCCACUGCCAACUCCAGGCAGCGCGGUGUGGCAUACUUGGUGUAGGAAACAAUCGCUGCCGUGCGUCCGCAUGUGGGCGCGGCAGGACAUAGGUGGGCGCGGCGCCACUCUAGCACUGGCAGGGCGGCGGAGGCAGGUGCAGCGGCCUGACACGUGCAGGUGUCCCCGAGGCUCAGAAGUUUUUUGCUUGUUCCAGAUGACGCGGCGCGGAGCGGAGAUGAGCUUGUCAGCGGCGGUGGUGGCGGCGGCCUUGGCCGUGACAUUGGCCGCAGGGCCGGAAUCCCCAGACUGGCGCUACCCCCAGGACGUCGUAAAACCCCGCGUCAGUUGCACGAGCGAGGGCGUCUUCCAGCACCCCAGGAACUGCCGCUGGUACUACAGGUGUGUGCCGCGCAUGGUGCCCGGCUACUACCACACCUACCACUUCGAGUGCGGGCCCGGCACGGUGUUCGCGGCGGGGCUGGGCCAGUGUGUGUACGGCGCGGGGGAGGAGUGUGGGGCCCCUACCUCUCCACCUGUCAUCACCACACCACCUCCUCCACCUGUCAUCACCACACCACCUCCUCCACCUGUCAUCACCACACCACCUCCUCCACCUGUCAUCACAACACAUCCUCCCCCACCUGUCAUCACAACACAUCCUCCCCCACCUGUCAUCACCACACCACCUCCUCCACCUGUCAUCACUACACCUCCUCCUCAACCUGUAACCACCUCCCCUACUUCACCACCUGUCACCUCACCUCCAACUUCUCCAGUCACCACCAUUCCUACUCUUCCACCUGCCAUCACCACCACCACGCCAGAGCCUGACACCACUACUAAACACCCACCCGUCACCAUCACCGACCUUCCCCUCAUCACUACCACCCCUACACAAGGCAUCACAACUACAACAGUGGAGGUGACCAGUGACAAGGAGACCACCACCACUGAGCCACACACCACCACCAUCACCACAGGGGAAACAGAAACAACACCACAAGAAAGCACCACCACCAUCACCACCACAGAAACGGUCUCCGCCACAACAGAGAUCGAUACUACUACCGCCACCACAGACUCCAGCACCACCACAGAGGUCGACACUACCACCAUCACCACCAUGACUACAGAUACAGACACACCGACCAGCACCAUUUCAGAAGUAGACACAACCAUCGCCACCACUACAGAAUCAGACACAACCAUAAUCACCACCACAGACAUGGACACCACCACCAUCACCACGGACGCUGACACCACCACCAUCACCACCACAGGCACGGACACCACCACCACAGACAUGGAAACCACCACCAUCACCACCACAGAUGCUGACACCACCACCAUCACCACAACAGGCACGGACACCACCACCACAGACAUGGAAACCACCACAAUCACCACCACAGAUACUGACACCACCACCAUCACCACAACAGGCACGGACACCACCACCAUCACCACAACAGGCACGGACACCACCACCACAGACAUGGACACCACUACCAUCACCACCACAGACGCUGACACCACUACCACAGCCAUGGACACCACCACCAUCACCACCACAGACGCUGACACCACCACCACAGACAUCGACACCACUACCAUCACCACCACAGGCACGGACACCACCACCACAGACAUGGACACCACCACCACAGACAUGGACACCACCACCAUCACCACCACAGAUGCUGACACCACCACCAUCACCACAACAGGCACGGACACCACCACCACAGACAUGGACACCACUACCAUCACCACCACCAUCACCACAACAGGCACGGACACCACCACCACAGACAUGGACACCACUACCAUCACCACCACCAUCACCACAACAGGCACGGACACCACCACCACAGACAUGGACACCACUACCAUCACCACCACAGAUGCUGACACCAUCACCAUCACCACAACAGGCACGGACACCACCACCACAGACAUGGAAACCACCACAAUCACCACCACAGAUGCUGACACCACCACCAUCACCACAACAGGCACGGACACCACCACCACAGACAUGGACACCACUACCAUCGCCACCACAGAUGCUGACACCAUCACCAUCACCACCACAGACAUGGACACCACUACCAUCACCACCACAGAUGCUGACACCACCACCAUCACCACCACGGACGGUGAAGCCACCGCCACCACCACAGAGCAUGACACAACUACUGUCACUGCCUCAGACACGGACACCACCACCAUUCCCACCACAGAUACGGAUUCCACCACCAUCCCCACCGCAGACACGGACGCCACAACCAUCACCAUCACUGACGCUGACACCACCGCCACCACCACCACAUAUAUGGACACCACCACCAUGGCCUCUACAGAUAUGGAUACAACGGCCACAGACAGCGACACAACCACCACAGAUGCAGACACCACCACCAACACCCCCACAGACGCCGACACGACCACAAUACCCACCACAGAUGAAGGUACAGCCAUAACCACCACCACAGACCUGGACAUGGCUACGACAGACACUGGCACCACCGCCAUCACCCCCACAGACGGAGACACCACCACUACUGCCGCCACGAGUGAAGAUCCCACAACGGCCACCUCCACAGACACAGACACAACCACCACGCCCACAGACCAAGAAACAACCACAGACAUCACCAUCACAGACACAACCACCACCACAGAUGAAAAAAACACCCUCACCACCAUCACCACCACAGACGCUGAGCCCACCACGACCCUCCCCACCAUCGGCGUCGACAGCCGAAUCCCCGACCCCUCGUGCACCCUGGCGGCGUGUGAGGAGGUCACGGUGUGCCAGCCAGACCCAAGAACCGUCCGCCUGUGCAAGGAGUGCCACGGCGAGGUCUUCCUGAGGUGCCCCGGGGAACAGGUGUUCAAGGAGGGUACCAAGGAGUGUGUCGACCCCCCGCCAGAAAACUGUCGUAAUGGUGUGGUCAUGCAGAACUUCACCCAUAACAUCACCUGUACGAAGGAGGGUGAGGUAGCUAAGGACGAUUGGAUCCUAAGAUACUACUGCGACUACUACGCCUUCUGCGGCCCCAACAAGCUCUUCCUGAGGUACAUGCGGCUGUGCACGAACUACAUCCGCUGCUACAAGGAGGAGGGCGGCGACAGGUGGAAGAGCACCUUGCACGGGUGCCCUAAAAAAGAGCUGUGGAGCCACGACGAGAAUAAGUGUUUACCUAAGCCCGAAGAGGAGGAGCUGUGCAGACUACGGCAUCUUUCACUGCUACGAAGGCUGAACUUAGUCUAGGCCAAUAGCUCUAGGCCAGCGCCAAGGACACGGACACGGGCAUCAUGGAUAGGGCGGGCCGGUCAUGUGUGUGUGUGUGUGUGUGUGUGUGUGUGUGUGUGUGUGUGUGUGUGUGUGUGUGUGUGUGUGUGUGUGUGUGUGUGUGUGUGUGUGUGUGUACGAAUGCGCGCCACACGUACACGGACAUGAACACCUCUCUAUUAAAGGGAAUCAAUUAACCUGGGCGACAAGGUGCGGUUUGGGUGGAGUCAUUAAAUUCUCGUUCUUAUCGCUGGGUUAUUUAUGAGGUAAGCUUAGAUAUAUAUUUAUUGAUUUGUUUGUUUGUCUAGUAGUUUAUUUAUUUACCUAUUUAUAUAUUUAUUGAUUUAAAUUUCCAUACGUACAUUAUUUAUUUAUUUAUGCAUUGGUUUGUCUUAUUUAUUGUGGGUUGUAGUUUACGUUUAGUUACCGACAUUUUUUCAUCUAUUUAACCUUUUUGUACCUGUCCAUUUGUUGUUAUUGUUGUCGUUUAUAUUUAUCUUCGGGGACGUGAUUGAGAGAAAACAGCAAAACGCGUUACCGGUUGUUGUUUCGCUACAAAUAUAAUAAAAAGACUAUGAAUGA